Messenger RNA from Diabrotica virgifera virgifera (western corn rootworm), 12111 nucleotides. It is a transcript of the gene Lrt, whose product is annotated as protein slit. The record is from RefSeq and is a predicted model, not a curated record. NCBI's taxonomy places the organism in Eukaryota, Metazoa, Arthropoda, Insecta, Coleoptera, Chrysomelidae. Gene Ontology annotation, molecular function: protein binding. The transcript has 5 exons. The coding region runs from base 513 to 2657 and encodes 714 amino acids.
UCCAACGGCAACUCAGCUUGUUUCUUACCACGCGUUCUCCGCGUAUUUUGAACGGCAAACUGAAACGGGCCCAACCAGAUGCACGUUUAUUUGAUCGCCAGCCGUCGCCCGGUUCGUGCUCUCUUCAGAGGGAGAUAAAACACGUACAAUCUCGUCAUCUUCUCACCUGUUUCGAAAACCGCGCACAGAUCGCUGAGAUGUAGCCCUUUCAGACUUCCGCAAAACUAUUCUCGCUACUUCCGGUGAAAAUUCAAAAUCUAGCACGUAAUCGCCGAGUUGUUUUUUGAGAAAACCGCCACAAGAGAGACUUUGCGCUAUAAUUAGAUGUGUUGUUGCAAUGUCGCUGGACAAUUUUAAUUUCAAAUGUGUAUUGUGGAAAUGUGAUUUCAGUGUACCAUGAAUUUUGUUGAAGAGACCGGAAAUAUGGUAUGCUGCUGCCGGAAAAAUCAGCUUUAGAAGGUACUUACGAGUUCCUACUUUGUUUUUAAUGUAGAGUAUCCAGUCAAAUACGGAUGUGGUGGCUAGUGUUGUCGCUAGUAUGGUGGUGCGGUUCAUCAGCCAUUCCAUCACCAGGACCGGAUUUAUGGAAAUGUCCCGAGAUCGACUCGCAGCCGGUGGUUGAAUGCAGCUGCGAUAUGCCGCAUACGCUGAGGUGUACGGGAGAUAAAACGGCCUUGAAGAUUAUAGGUGACAUGCUACGAACCAAAGCCUCAGAUUCGGUAUCGCUUCUGGAUUGCACCAUCCAAAACGUAACAUCAAUCACAGAACCGAUACUGGAAGGCGUCGCGUUGCACGGAUUGGUAGUAUCUUCGGGAGAACUUAGGAGUAUAGUGAAUAAUGCCUUUGAAAGACUCGCAUCACCAUUACAAGCCUUAGGAUUACCGAACAACCAGCUCGACACAGUCCCAACCACCGCUUUAAAUUCUUUGCCGGAGCUCGACAGGCUGGAUCUUUCUGGAAAUAAAUUGGAGAAGUUGAAUCAUAAAUCAUUUGAGGGAUUGCAAAAUCUAUCAUUCGUAGAUUUGAGCGACAACCUCCUCACCGUCAUAGCUCCGGACACAUUCGACAAUUUACCCCAACUGAAAAUUCUUCGGCUGCGGGCCAAUCAGCUAACGAUAGUAUCAAUCGCAAGACUGAACCCUCUAUCGACUUUAGAAGAACUAGAUUUAUCUGAAAACACAUUAAUAGGCCCUCUAGGUCCUGGAACGUUCUCAAAGAUGACAUCCUUGAAGGAUUUACAACUAUCCCACAAUACUUUGAGCAGUAUAAAGAUGGGUUCUUUGCAAGGUUUGGGUAGCUUGACGUCACUUAGAGUCCAGCACAAUCAGAUCGAUGUUAUAGAAGAUCACGCCUUUAGUCAUUUAACAUCGUUGUUAACGCUAGAGCUAGCUCAUAACCGCAUCGUGGCAGUAUCUGGAGCUUCCUUAGCGCAUCUUCAGAAGCUUACCUAUUUGGAUUUAAGGCACAAUUUCCUAAGAGCUCUAACGGCUGACUUAAUCCAACCGUUGAAGAAUUUACAGACUUUAAGAUUAGACGAAAACGACAUAUCAAUUGUAGCUAGUGAUGCAUUUAAGGCUUCAACAGUAUUGGAGCAUCUCACUUUAUCCGAAAAUCCCCUAAACUGUGAUUGCAGUCUAAGUGACUUUGCAAUGUGGUUGAGUAAUUCUAGUCUAAGCAAAGAAGAUAAGUCAACCGCUGUGUGUACUACCCCGCCACAUUUAGAAAAUGGUCUGUUGAUCGAAAUGCCAACUUACAAUCUUAUAUGUGGCGAAGAAGACGACACAGUAAUGGCACCUCUAUCGUCUCCAUUUAAAGCACGAAUAAAUCUCAAAGAUUUUAAUUACGAUGGCAAGCAUAUUAAACUUUCGUGGGGUAUAGAGGACGAUUUCUCUUCUUACACUUGUGACGCUAUCUUUAUUUACGAAGAAGAAGGUCCAAAUGAAGUCCUAGUAGAGUCUAAUCCGGUGAAGUGUAAUUCAUCUGAACUUUUGGAUCCGAAAACUUUGAAUCUGACAGUACCCAACGCUAUUCAAUUGCAAGAAGAUCAUAGUUAUAGAUACUGUAUUGUUCUUCUAGAAUCGAUCCAAGCAGAUGAUGUGUCUCUGAUUCUCGGUUGUUCCGAUAUCUUGCCCCUACUUAGGAACGUAAAGGUUCAACCAAGUACGAACUUUUCUAUAAAAUUGCCAAGAGUCAUCUCAGUGAUGGCUAACCUGUCAAACGCCGGUGCUCUGUCCAUCGAUGUUAACGUUUAUCCAAGUGCUACCUGCGAACUUAACGUAGCGAUUCUUGAACAAAGUGCGUUGUUAUCACAAAGAACAAUUAACUGCAGCAACCCUAAGUAUAACUUCUUCGGGCUCACCGCGGGCCCUUAUAGAGUUUGCGCAAAUAUAGUAUCUUCUAGUCCUAGCAUAGAUGUCAACAAAUCCAGGUGCGUGACGGUUUUUAAGACAGCCACCACCGGCUUCACCAAUCUGGAUGUAGCAUUUGUAUCGAUAUUUCUAGUUUUGUGUCUUAUGGUUAUCGUUUUGGUUUGGGGCGUCAAGAAGAUCUUAAUGAAACCCAAGAUUCAAACGCACCAGUGUUUUAUGCCACCAGAGUGUGAUGAACAUGUACAACAUAAUAGAUAUGUCAAACUGCAGGCUACUACUAAGCUUUAACUUGAGCGGUAUAUUUUGGUUUUGAUGUGCCAUACAAAUUAAUCAUGAAGUAGUUACUAUCUCACUCCCAUUUUCUCCAGAUUUUUUGUGACUGCAUCUUUACCACCUGUUUCUAGAUCGUCCUUUCCCAAAAUACAUUGUUUAUAACACGAUUGUCGUUACUGCGUAUCACAUGCCCUGGCCAUCUUAGUCUAUUGGUCUUUAUACAGGGUGUCCCCGAAAAUAGUGCGUUCCUUUAAGGUAUGGAUAUAAUACACAAUUUAGAACAAAGAAGUCCUAUAACAUUUUUUUCUAAAGUUAACAGUUUCCAAGAAAAAAAUUACAUUGUUCUCCACAUAGCUGAAUUUUUAUUUUCAUAAAUUUAAAUGACAUGGCAACGUAGCCUAAAAGAACUUGCUAUAACUGUGAAAUUUAACCUAAUAAACCCUUGUUUAUUUACUUUAAGGUGUGAUUUUUGGGGUUGUUUACAUCGUAGGUACCUACCUGCAAAAUAAUGGAUAUGGGUUUGGUUAAUAUUUACAUUAUUUUACCUACCAGAUGCAACUGACCUACAAACCUACUUUUUAAUCUUUAGAUUUUUGAGUUGCGCGUUGUUGCCAGACUUCAAUUUGUAUAUCAAAAUAUAUUUUCGUUUUUUGGUCAAACGGAUCAAUUUAGAAAAAAAUGUUAUAAGACUUUUUUGCUCUACAUUUUGCCUUCUACCUAUACCUUUAAGGAACGCACUAUUUUCGGGGACACCCUUGUAUAUCUGACUAGAUUUUCCUUUCCAAAGAAGACUCAUGAUGACACUUCUGGUGACAGAAUCUCAUCAGAAACUCAUAAUUACAAAAUUGCCAACCUACACUAACUUCUUCUUCUUGGUGUGUCUAUCCGUGACGAAUGUUGGCGAUCAUCAUGGCAAUUUUUAUCUUCUUUGCAGCAGCUCGGAAAAGCUGCACAGAUGUUGUGUUGAACCAGGUUCUGAGAUUCUUCAACCAAGAUGUUCUUCUUCUUCCUGGACCCGAUCUCUAAAUAUUUUUCCUUGCAGGAUGGCUUGUAGGAGGGCAUAUCUGGAUUUGUUUCGCAUGAUGUGUCCGAAGUACGGCAGCUUUCGAGAUUUGAUGGUGGUCAGUACCUACCUCUCGGUUCUUCUUCAUUCUUAUGAGGACCUUCUCUUUUGUGGCUCGGUAUACACUAACUACCCACCUAUAUUUAACAGAAAGCUAGUUUGUUUUGUACAAAAAUCCACACUGGCUAUUUUAUUACUGGUUUCUACUUCUUGAUUGUUUAAAUUUAUAAUAUUCUGUAUUGUAAUUAAUGUAACUGCAAAUACUUUUUAAUCCCUCUAUUAAAUCAGCUGUUACUUUAUGUCAAUCCUGUUAACUGAUUUUGUGAAUAUAAAACAAACACAAAAACAUAAUUCUUUAAAUUGCUUUUAAUUUCCACUGAAUUUAUUUGUAAUUUUCACAGAAAUAGUUCAGUCUGGCAACAAUGCAAACUCAGUCACAGCGACGCUGUGUAGUGCUAGUAGUACCUAAGAUCCAUGUAUUUUUAUAUUAGUAUCUAAACAAAUAACAGAAAACAUCGCUUUAAUUGAUAAGAUGUUAGAUUGAAGAAAUAAAUAAAUUGCUGGUAUUUGAAAGAAAGGUUCUCAGAAUAAUAUUUGGCUCUCUCUAAAAAGAGAUGAAUUGACAGGAGAGUGGAGAAGACGCCGCAAUGCUGAAUUGGUGACUCUGUAUAGUACUGAAAACAUGGUCAGACAUCUAAAAGCUAACCGGAUAAGGGCAGGUCAUGUGGCAAGAUCAGAGGAAGACCUCGUAAAGACAGUAGGUAUUUUUUUAGAGACCACACGGUAGAAGAUCAGUAGGCCGUCCCAGAAAAAGGUGGAAGGAUGAUGUUGAAGUUGAUUUAUCUAGAGUUGGGGUACAACAAGUUGGGACAUGGAAGCGCAAAAUCGUAGAAGGUGGAGGGCUAUAUUGGAUGCAGCGAAAACUCACCCCGAGUUGUAAAGCCAGUCACAAAGAAGAUAUUGGAUCGAGAGAUUGAGAAUCUUUUUAUUAACCAACCUGCAAGGCUCGUUGGAAUAAUUGAUAAGAAACUUCUUGUUAUAUUUGCUGCUUCUUGGCCUAUUCUAGCACUGUUGCCGUUAUAAAAUGUAUAUUCACUUCUUAAAUUUCUAGCCCUGUCGCCAGGGGGGUACAACGGCCUCCUUUAUUCAGAUGGACUUACUCAAGUUUUUUUCAUGUAUUUUGACCCGUAGAAUACGAAUUUUUUGGGUAACAGUUGAUCUGGAUGUCGAUAAGAUUGUUAUAGACAAAGAACUUGAGGAAUUACAUAACAGCGAUUUCGCGUAAAACAAAACAUUUUUUUUUGUAUUUUUUGGGUCAUUCUAAGCAAAAAAUGUUCUGGCAAGUUUUUUCGUAGGAUGCAUACUUUUCGAGAUAAACGCGGUUGAACUUUCAAAAAGUCGAAAAAUUGCAAUUUUUGAACCCGAAUAACUUUUAAUUUAAAUAAUAAAAUAGCAAUUCUGCUUACCGCAUUUGAAAGUUCAAGUCAAAUUAUAUCGGUUUUGAUUAUUUGCAUUGCUAAAAAUUUAUUUUAUUAUUGUUAAAACAAGCUAUAAACACCUAGUGCGUGAGUGAUGUUUUCAAUGAUUUCUCAUUUAAAAUCGAACGAGCAGGUAGAGUAGGUACAAUUGCAAGCGAGGCAAUAUCUACGUAGCAUGCAUUAAAACGCAUGCAUUAGGUACGGGAAACACUGUGUUUAUAGCUUUGUUUAACAAUAAAAAAAUAAUUUUUUAGCAAUGCAAAUAAUCAAAACCGAUAUAAUUUGAUUUAAGCUUUCAAAUACGGUAAGCAGAAUGGCUAUUUUAUUUUUUAAUCAAAAGUUAUUCGGGUUCAAAAAUUGAAAUUUUUCGAUUUUUUUGAAAUUUUAAAAGCGGUUGUCUCGAAAACUAUGCAUCCUACGAAAAAACUUGUAGGAACAUUUUUUGCUUAGAUUGACCCAAAAAAUACAAAAAAAUGUUUUGUUUUGCUAGAAAUCGCUGUUAUGUAAUUCCUCAAGUUCUUUGUUUAUAACAAUCUUAUCGACAUCUGGAUCAACUGUUACCCAAAAAAAUCGUGUUCUACGGGUCAAAAUACAUAAAAGAACUUGGGUAAGUCCAUCUGAAUAAAGGAGGCCGUUGUACCCCCCUGACAGGACUAUUCUUACAUUGUGUAUGAAAAUAUUAAAUGAAAUUAAAAAUUUUAUGUUUUCUGUCUUCGUUUUAUAUUCACAUGUUCUUUUUUUUAUAUGUAAGCAGCAUGAAAUAUUUCAAUUUAUAAAAGUAUUUGAACGUUACCUAGAUGUAUAGUUUGUAUGUUUAAUAAAAAUAAUAGAAGAAAAUGUAUAUACACAGAGUGGUAAAAAAAUUCAAAUGUGAAUGACGAAAAUCAAAUUGACGAAAGUCAGACUAUUAUGAAAAAAAUAGUCAAAAAAUUUGAUUUUUGUCAUUAAUUUUAUUAUAUGUAAUUAAAGGAAAAACAAAGACAGAUAUACAUCCAUGUUGAUAGCAUUUUUUUCUGUGUCCCAUUGAUGACUUUCUUUGGCAAAUUCUUCUUUAUACUCUCAAGUAUGGUCCGAGAUUAUCUACACGUCUAAGUUCUACACUACAACUUAUAAAGGCCACCGCACACAUAUUAUGGAAAAUAUAAUUCGUCUCGGCGUAAUUGAUAUAAAUAAAUCUAAAAUCAAAGGAGCAUGUCGGUUAGUUUCUUCUUCUUAAAGUUCCCUCUCCUAUCGGAGGUUGGAUAUCAUAAUGGCUAUGGUCACUUUGUGGGCUGCUGCUUUGAAUAGUUGUAAUGAACUACAGUUAAACCAUUCUCUAAGGUUCCUCGGCCAGGAGAUGCGUCUUCUUCCUAUGCUUUUUCUUCCUUGGAUCCUUCCUUGCAUAAUAAUUCUCAGCAACUCAUAUUUUUCUCCUCUGGUAAUGUGACCCAAAUAUUCCAGUUUUCUAGUUUUUAUACUUUUCAUAAUUUUUACCUCCUUAUUUAAACGUCGUGGCACUUCAACAUUGGUAAUCCUUUGAAUCCACUGAAUUUUCAAUAUUCUUCUGUAACACCACAUUUCGAACGUUUCUAUUCUUCUUGUGUGUUGUCUCUUCAAUGUCCAAGCUUCCAUUCCGUAUAGCAAUAUAGAAAAUACGUAGCAUCUUAGAGCCCUCAAUCUGAGAGGCAACUGAAGGUAUUUGUUUGUAAGCAGUGUCUUCAUUUUUAUAAAUGUUUGCCUUGCAGUUUCAAUUCGGACUUUAAUUUCUUUGCUUUGGUCAUUUUUGUCAUCAACCCAGGUUCCAAGAUAUGUCUUAACUUUUUAUAUUUGGGUUUGCUCUAUAAUUAACCUUUUAUUUCCAUGUUCUGUUUUUGAGACAAUCAUAAAUUUAGUUUUUUUCUUGUUUAUUUUUAGUCCGUAUCGAAUGCAAUAAUCGUUUAUUGUAUUAAGCAAUUCUUGUAGCGAUUCCAGAUCAAGAUGGAAGUCGUCGUCCAUCAACUGUAAAGCAUAUCCUGGCGCAGACUGUGGAAGCGAUCAUCAUCUCCUGGUAUUGAACGUUCGACUUCGUUUCAAAGUCCCCAAAAGAACACCCCAGAGAAAAGUCAUGUCUCUAAGUCCAUCAAAAAUCAAUGACUUCCAACAAAACCUAGAAGAUGCUCUUUCUUUAGACCAAGUAGAUAGUGACCCUGAGAGCACUUGGAUCUAUCUCAAAGAUAAGGUAAUCGAGGCUGCAAAAGACUGUGAGGCAGCGGUUUCCACUGGCCGUAAGCCAUGGAUAUCCGAUAAUACGUGGACUGUGAUUCAACUCAGAAAAGAACAUAAAAGUAGAUACGGAACAAACGAUGAAUACAGAGCGUUAUCGAGAGAAAUCAGAAAACAGUGCCGCAAAGAUAAAGCUGAUUACAUCUCUCAAAUAUGCAGAGAGAUAGAGGAACAUGGCUGUCGAAAUGAACCGAGGGACUUAUUCCAGAAGAUCAAACUCCUUACCAGAGAAUUUAAACCUCAAACGUGGUCUGUAAUAGAUAAGGAAGGUAAUUUAAAGACCGAUACUGAUGAAAUAUUGGAAACAUGGCGAAACUACUGUGGCGAGCUAUAUAAAAAUAACGAGGUAUCAGCAGAAAAUCAGUGGCCUUCUGACUACCCUAGAGAACCUACUGUCUUACUCGCUGAAGUCAAAGAUGCAAUUAAAUCACUAAAGAGAAAUACAUCCCCAGGCAUUGAUUCAAUACCAUGUGAACUACAGUUACUAGGUAACAAAGGAUUACAUAUCAUCCAUUCUAUCUGUGUCGCUGUUUGAAAUUCAGGAAAAUGGCCAUCUGAUUGGUGUACCUCAAUUUAUAUCCCACUACACAAAAAAGGAACUACUACCAGAUGUGAAAACUACCGCACACUGUCACUAAUAACACAUGCUAGUAAAAUCUUGUUGCAUAUCAUCAAAAACAGAUUAAAAACCUAUCUACAUUACCAAAUACCUCAGGAACAAGCGGGGUUUGUAAAGGGUAAAGGUACAAGGGAACAAAUCCUGAACUUGAGACAACUCAUUGAAAAGUCUAGAGAAUUUCAAGUACCCAUGAUUAUAUGCUUCGUUGACUACCAAAAGGCAUUUAAUUGUGUAAGCUGGAUAAAUCUGUGGUCAAUUUUAAUAGAAAUGGGCGCACCAAUGCACCCGGUGACACUUAUUAAAAAUCUGUACCAGUCUAAUAUAGCGACAGUACGACUAGAUCAGAAGUUCUCAAACCAAUUCAGGACCGAGAGAGGUGUUAGACAAGGAUGCGUGUUGUCACCUGACUUAUUUAACAUUUAUGGUGAACAUGUCAUGAGGAUGGUUUUAGAAGGAUGGGCCGGUGGAGUGACAGUAGCUGGUAGAAAAAUCUCCAAUUUAAGAUUUGCUGAUGACACUACACUUACAGCAGCAAAUGAGCAAGAAAUGUUUGAUCUUCUGCGAAGAGUUGAGUACGAAAGCAAUAAAGUUGGUCUGAAAAUCAAUAAAGCUAAGACAAAAAUAAUGGUGGUCGACAGAUUUGACACUAUUCAACUGACUAAGAUAUUACAGGAAUACCAGAUAGUAAACACCUUUGUCUAUCUCGGGUCUAGUAUAACUAACGAUGGUAACUGAAGCAGAAGUUCGGAGACGUAUUGGUAUGGCAAAAAAUGCGAUGAGUCGCCUAACUAAACUUUGGAAAGACAGAUCUCUCUCUUAAAAUAUCAAGAUGAGACUGGUGAAUGCCCUUAUAUUCUCAAUAUUUGUAUACGGAGCAGAGACUUGGACUCUUCGCGCAUGCGAGCGUCAAAAAAUUGAUGCCUUUGAGAUGUGGUGCUGGAGAAGAAUGCUGCGCAUACCUUGGACAGCUCAUAGGACAAACGUUUCCAUUCUAAACCAACUCAAUAUUAAAAAAAGGCUGUCCACAAUAUGUCUGCAACGAAUUCUGCAAUUCUUUGGUCACGUGGUUCGCAGAGGUGACGACAGUUUGGAGAGAUUAAUUGUUUCUGGAAACGUUCCGGGGAGAAGAUCAAGAGGACGAUCACCAACUAGAUGGUCUGGCCAAAUAAAGCAUUCAGCUGGAAACUCAUUCUGCGAAGCUCUUAGAGCAGCUGAAGAUAGAGACCAAUGGAGAAACAUUGUUAGGAAUAUUGGAAGAAAUCACGAUCCUCAGUAAUGGGGAAACGACAGGAGAGGGAGUAGCGAUUCCAGGGUGUCUGCCAUUAUACCGGUGUCAUCAGCGAAUCUUAUGUUAUUUACUAUUCUUCCGUUUAUAGAGAUUCCAUCACUUAGCUCCGCUCCACUCGGUAAGUUGGAAUGACAAAAGAGAUCUUUCUGUAGGUAUUAAAGUCUCUUAUCUUAUAGAUAAUAAAUGGCAAUUUACUUCUAGUAACGCACCGCAGAAUAUAAGGGUCAGUCUCACGUUGGUUUAAGCUGUUUUCAAUAGCGAGUAGACCACUUGGAUCUUUGGCUCUUUAGAUGCGGCUCUGGCUCAAAUAUCCACGGAAAGCGCAAUAAUAUGUUCCUUUAAAAAACAUUGGUAGGAAAAACAUUACAUUUUAUUCUGAUAAAUUAGCUUUUAUCAAACUUACAAACUGUCGCAUUUGUCAAAAAUUCUCUUAAUGCUACAAACAUUGAGUUGAACUUUUCUUCUUUUGAAAUUGGCAUUAAUAUCUUUGAAAUACAAUUUCUUGAUUUAAAAAAAAAAACAAGGAUAUAAGGCGCUCUAAAUGCGAACGUCUUUGUGUUGAAUUGGAAAUAUUGGAGAAGAAAAAAUAUUCACAACACAAGAAGUGGUCUGCUUUGAAUGACCUGGAGAAGGAAGAUAUGAAUAUUUUCAACGCUUGAAAUAAUAUUCCUGAUUCUUACGAUCAGCUAAAAAAGCUCACGUUUGCUGCUCUUUCCCUUUUCGGUUCUACAUAUCUACAUUUAAAAAAAAUUGGAUUUUGCGCCAAAAAUUUUGUAAAAAGUACAGUGUUGUAGGAACUAAAAUCCUACAAAACGAAAGAAAAUAGAAGUUUCUACGAUGGUUAGAAACGAAGAUAUAGCCAAAAAACCAAAUAACACAUUUUAAUUUUUUGGGGUUUAUGGAUGGGGCAAGGGUUUAACCAUUUUUUUGGUCGAAUACUUUUUGAUGUAGAACCUGUGGUUCUUUUAUUUUUGGAAUAUCGCUGGGAGCAUUUUUCACUAUAUUAACCGACUGACUAGACCCUUUAGUUUUAUCGUUUAUUGAGGUAUUGGAGGGUAUUGGGGGGAUUGAGGUAUUGUAUCUUGCAAUACAUCAAUCAACGGUUUUAUUGAGCGUAGGUAAUAAAAGUUUGCUGAACAAGCAGAUUUGGCUCUUAAUUUUUUUUAAAUUGUUGUAAUGUUCAUAUUUGGCUCUUUGGAUAAAAAGUUUGCCGACCACUGGACUAGACUAAUACUAUAUAUGAAUAAGACAGUUUUAUGGUUUCCAAAAAUGUGAUUUCCAUAAACUUUAAUUAAAAUUUACGCCGUUAUUAUGAAAAUUCAGAGUUGACGCACUGGUAUGAAAUUAUUGUAAUUUUGAGACGAACCUAUUGCGUUGUGUAUAUUUUAUUGCGUUUGAGUAACAGUAUAUUUUCCAUAAGUUGUGUGCGGUGUCCUUUCCUGAUGAAAAAACUUAAACAUUCUUCUCGUCUAACAUGGAUUCUUCGAUUGGUCUGUCCGAUGUACUUUGUCUUUGUUUUUCUAUUCUGCACUUGUGUUUAGGAAACAAUAUCUAAAUAGGUAGAAUUUUGUUAAACUUUAUAUUGUAAAUAAAUAUUUUUUGUUAUAUUAACUUUACUGAUCAUAGUAUUAAAGCAAUGUUUAUAUUAAUUCCUUAAUAAUUCGACUGAUUUUUCGAUGUAUAUACAAGUACUUAUAUAUUUUUAUUAUUUGGUUUUAUUUACUAAUGCUUAUUCUAUUCUGUUACAUUAUUAUUAGCAUCGACAAGCACUGCCAGGUGCGUGUGAAAAUAAAAGUACCUGCUUCUAAAAACUUACGUUUUUAUUUACCUUGUACAAUAAUCUGCACAUGAAAUUAGGCGUAAUUUUCCACAUGAGAAAUUCAGAGUCAUGGCGUAUCUUAAAAUUGCUCCAAAGAAAUAAAACAGAGAAAAUCAUGAUUGGAAGAAUCAAAGAAAACGAAUGGCAAGAAUACUAUAAAAAAAAACUACAAAUCGUAAAUUGCGCCAAUUUAAAGCAACAUAAAUAGACAGAAUACAAAUCCUCAUUUCUCCUGAACUGUUAAACUUUUUAAAAAGUGACGUUAGUGAAAGAAAAUAACUUCAUGUCACUUUAUAACGUCAUUUUAUGAUAAAAAUCUUUUUUGUGCUUCGUAUAAGUCGAAUAUGAAGAAAUUUAAAGGAAAACAGUUACAGUUUUCUGCGAAGACAAUGACUAAAGAAGAACUAUUGAAGUUCAUCCAGACAACACAAGCAGACACGGAUAACGAAAAACGCCAAAAAGAGAUCCUUUGUAAAGAAAAAGAACAACUAAAUGAAUCGUUAACGACUUCACAAAAAGAACUACGUGAAAUGAAAUUAGAAUUUGUAAAUAAGGAUCAAAAACUGCAACAAAUUACCGACGAACACGUAGACAAUAUUAAUUUUUACAAAAAUCAAAUGACAGAUUUGCAAUCUGGCAAUCAAAAACAUUUAUUAAAUAUGAAAGAAAAAGCAAAAGCAGAUCUUCAUAAAGUUAUGGAGGAAUAUACACUGAAAGAGAAGAAGUUGCUUCAAGAUAACCACAAUACAAAAAUAUUAAUAGAGGAACAGGAAAUAAAGAAUAAUAAAUGUAUUGAGUCGUAUCGUAAUCAUGUAAAAUCAGAAAUACAGGAUGCUAAGGAUAAAAUUGACAGAAGAUUUAGAGAAUCGGAUGCUAAAUAUGAGAAAAGAUAUACGGAAAUUAAAAGAUUAAUGCAAUCUAUAAAUAUGUAGUUUUAUGUAAAUAAACUAUUUAAAAACUA